Molecule: messenger RNA, 1659 nt
Organism: Dracunculus medinensis (Guinea worm)
Lineage: Eukaryota; Metazoa; Nematoda; Chromadorea; Rhabditida; Dracunculidae
Source: the annotation of a GenBank genome assembly
AUGAAGCAGAAGGAGAAUUGUAAGGAUUUAACAAGCUUCGACGUUGCGUCAAUGAGACUAGAAGAAACGAAAAUGUCAUCAACAUCAAAUUUAGCAAAAUUAUCGGUGGUGCAGCUAAGAGCAAAACUGAAAUCUCGUGGACUGUCUACGAGUGGAACUAAAAUUGAGCUUAUUGAACGACUCAAUGAAAGUAUUCUUGUCGAAGAAAAAAUACUUAAUUCAGAUGAAAGUGGAAAGGAUAUUACAGAUGAAGAAGCAGUACUCAACGAUUCUACAAGCGUUAAUGAAGAUGAAGUACUCGGUUUGACAGGUCCUAUGAUUGCAGAUAUUGAAGUGGAAAACAGUGUACUUGAAACAAAAAAAGGCAGUGAAAGUAUUUCCGAAGAAGUCUCAAAAUCUAAGAAAAAUUUGGACGAUGAAACAAUAGAUGCGAAAAUGAAAAGAGCUCUGAGAUUUGGAUUACCUUUUUCCAGUGAACAACUUAAACAAAAAAGAGCAGAAAGGCUAUUUUUUAUUCAUGUCCAUUAUUUCUGUCUAUUUAUUUCUAUCUAUUUUCUUCUUAGUUUUCAUAUUGAAAUAUUUAGAUUUGGUUUGAAAGACCAGUUAUCGCCUGAAGAAAAAAAACGAUCGAGAGCUGAAAGGUUUGGUAUAACAAAUAUUUCAUCGGUUGGAAAUUUAGAAACAACAAAAGAAAUUCUGGAGAAGAGAGCUGCAAGGUUCGGUCUUCCGAUUCAGAAAGGAGGUAAUUCAAAAUUCUUGGUUGAACCACCUUCUGCUGAGGUUCUCGCUAAGAGAGCUAAACGAUUUGGUGUCUCAUCGGAGAAGGCAGAGAUUUCUUUCGGAAAUUUUUUACAUGGCGAUAUGGAAAUAAAUUGUGAAAUCGAUGUUUUGCGAAGCAUUUUUGGUGAUGAAUUGCUCGUCAAGAAAGAAAUGUCCAACGAGUCUAAUAUAACCAUACUUCAAAUGAUUGUGAAAGGAGUCGGUAUUGACGAAUUGGAAAACGUUGGUCCAUCAGCAACGCUUUUAGUUGACAUUAUUAUUCACCCUGAGUAUCCAGAAAAAUCACCUGAAGUGCGUCUUCUUCAACCAAGACGUAUUGAUGAAAAGCAUUUAAGGAUUCUCGAAAGUAAUAUUUGUGAAUUAUUGAAGGACUAUCGGGGUACUGCUGUUUUGUAUAGUAUUUUCCAGAUGGUGAAAGAUUAUAUAACGGAUCGCAAUGUUUCCCCAUCAGUGUUGUGUCCUAUUUGUUUGAAUGGAUUCGAAGAAAAGUCUUCAGCGAUCUUCAGUACAUUUUGUGAUCAUGAUAUUCAUUCAUAUUGUUUUUUUAAAUACGUCGACUAUUGUCGGCGCGAUAUUGCUCGUCAGCUAAAAGAUUGGCCUGUUGAUAUGGGACAUAAGGUUGACCAAAGAAUAAAAUGUCCAGUAUGUCGACUGGAAUUGCCUAAAAAUGACUUAAUGGCCGCUGAAAAAUUUGUGGAUGUUUCUGAUGAUCCUUUCAAGAAGUGUGAUGAUAAUUAUACGUUCGACUGGGAAAAAUGGAGAGAAUUUCGAGAGAAAUUGAAUGUUAUAUAUGAAAAGCAACGCCUGAAUGGUGGUUUAAUUGAAAGCGGAAUAACACGUCGUCAUCGCGUUAUCUCUGGAGAAAAUCUUAUUCAGUGA